Hypoxylon fragiforme is the source of this 2514-nucleotide messenger RNA. Its product is annotated as glycoside hydrolase family 16 protein. Gene Ontology annotation, molecular function: hydrolase activity, hydrolyzing O-glycosyl compounds. The record is from RefSeq and is a predicted model, not a curated record. The transcript is spliced from 8 exons. Gene Ontology annotation, biological process: glucan catabolic process. NCBI's taxonomy places the organism in Eukaryota, Fungi, Ascomycota, Sordariomycetes, Xylariales, Hypoxylaceae. The coding region runs from base 113 to 2224 and encodes 703 amino acids.
AUCGUCACUCCUUUACCAAGAGAUUUUCUCUUAUUCCAUUCAUUUUUAAAUCUUCAAGUCAUUCCUUCAUUCUAUUUACCUACCAAACCUUCGUUUGCUUUUCGUUGCCAAAAUGGCGACUGGUUACUCACUUACAACGCAUUAUGCUGGCCAGGGGCUGCUUGAUAGCUUCAGUUUUUUCACGGGGAAUGACCCAAGUAACGGUUUUGUCGAUUAUCAAAGUAGAGAGGAUGCUUUGGCUAUGAAUCUAGUAUCAGUUGGUAGCGAUUACAAUAACGUCAGACUCGGGGUCGACUCAAAUAAUACGUAUUCCGCCAGCGAUAAGGGGCGACCGAGUGUCCGACUCACUAGUCAGGACGCUUUUAACCACGGACUUUUCAUCGCGGAUAUCUACCAUAUGCCCGCUUCAACUUGCGGUACUUGGCCUGCUUUCUGGGCGUUCAACAAUCAAGAUAACGGCAGUGACUGGCCUGUGGGAGGUGAACUGGAAAUCAUCGAGGGUGCGAAUACAGCCCAACGGAACUUGUUCUCAGCCCACACUACCGAAGGAUGCCAGGCAACAAGUAAUGGUUUCUCGGGAGAGCAAGGCUUGACUGAUUGCUCACCUGGUCCUGAAAACCUUGGGUGCAAUUACGCAUCUCCUACUUCUGAUACUACAUCUUAUGGAAGCGGUUUUAAUGCAGAAGAAGGUGGGGUGUACGCGAUGCAGUGGGAUUCCGAAGACCUGAAACUAUGGCAUUUCCCACGUUCAACCAUCCCGGAUAACAUCGUGUAUGCUCAUGUUGUCGGCCCAGAUCCGACAACAUGGGGACCACCCCAAGCUAUUUUUGGCGGCUCUUCUUGCAACCCUGAUACUUAUUUCUUCAACCUCAGUCUGGUCCUCAAUAUUAACUUCUGUGGAGACUACGCCGGCAAUAUUUGGGGGAAGGCAGACCAAUGCAACCGACUCGCACCCACGUGUGAGCAAUUUGUUGCCAACAACCCUGACAGCUUCCAAGAGUCAUACUGGGAUAUAAACUUCAUCGACGUUUACCAGAUUGCGCCAUUGACCAAUGAGACUAUUCCACCCCUUUUCGCCAAUGGAACAUUAUUCAACGGUUCAUCAGUGGCAACUUCAACUACAACUACAGAUUCCACUACAACUCCCAGCGCCAUCGCUCCAACUCAUACUCGCACUAUCACACUGUCCUCAGUUGUGCCAACCCAAACUAACGCCGCAUUGGGGACCCGAGACACUCCCAGUAGUUACACGUUGCUAGGUUGUUACGGAUCCAGUGCUGGUUAUUCGUCGUUUUCGAAGGCGAGAUCGUCUCUUAACAUGGACCCUGAAACCUGUUUGGAUAGUUGCGUCGGUCAUCGAUUUGCUGGUGUAUAUGACAACAUGUGCUAUUGCGCCGAUAACCUCGGCGAUGCCAAGUCUGUCGGCUCCGACAUGUGUACUACACCUUGCCCAGGUGACGACGACAGAUUCUGUGGUGGAGUCGCUGACCCCAAUGAGAUGCCUACUCCCUUUCACUCGGCUCUUAAUUCCACCUUGCCGGCUAACGUUACCUUAACUGCUCUUCAUAAUCGUCGCGACGACCCCUCUGUCAAAUUACUUACUGUAUAUGGAGAUAUGACUAACGAGCCCGCGCCGUUCGGUGCCCCAGCAAUGGGCGGCCCCUCCAUUCCUGAACCUCCCACCAAAAGUCACACCGUGACAACUGCCAUUACCGUGACUUACAAGACUAUCUGCCCAACCAACCCGGCUUCUCUAGUCGAGACCAAGUACGCCACGACCGUCACAUACGAGGAUUGCGACUGCACCAAACACCAACCUGCUCACCCCACCAUAGCACACCAUCCAGCCAACUCCACGGGUACACCCACCACGACUUUCCCUGUUUGGACUGCCGUCCCCAUGACCACGUACCCCGAAACAUGCCACGCCUGUGGCCCGCACGGCGAGAGCACCGUGACACUAACCGUCCCCGUCGCCGUAGUCACCCAACCCGCCGUCGUCACCGCCAUCGCCGUGCACACGGUUAUCCCCGUCAUCAGCAACGCCACUACAGCGAACCAGACCACCUUUACACCAUCAACUCCCAGGCCUAGCAGCAAUAGUAACAGCUUCCCAUCUCCUAUCGCUGGUUCCGCUGGCAGCAAGACGGCUACGGUUGCUGAGACGAUCGGCUGGGGUCUGGCGGUUUGGUUUCUGUUGUUUGGCGCUAUGCUUGCUAUUUAGGUUCCAUCUCGUUCAUUUCUUCCCAUCUGGGUACCUUGGCCCACUUUGUCUCUCCGUCCAUUUCCAAUAUUUUAUUUUUGGGUCUUUUAUCGAUGUCAUUUCUUCUUUGUUCAUAUCAUUUAUUUCCACUUGGAGUCCACAGAGUGGGUGGUAGGCGUUUUCGGCCACGGCUUUUUGUAUGGAUAGGCAACUAUUAGGUUACCCUGGGGGGUUUCGGUGUCAAGGAGUUGAUCGCUUGUGGGACACGAUCUGGAUGAUACCCAUAUGGUGGGCUACACACAACGAAUGAG